Messenger RNA from Danaus plexippus (monarch butterfly), 2730 nucleotides. Its product is annotated as ubiquilin-1-like. Gene Ontology annotation, cellular component: cytosol. Bases 74 to 1612 code for a protein of 512 amino acids. Lineage: Eukaryota; Metazoa; Arthropoda; Insecta; Lepidoptera; Nymphalidae. Gene Ontology annotation, biological process: ubiquitin-dependent protein catabolic process. Gene Ontology annotation, molecular function: polyubiquitin modification-dependent protein binding. The transcript has 11 exons. The record is from RefSeq and is a predicted model, not a curated record.
CCUAGUCGUCAAAUUCUAGUGCUGCACAAAAUUGCUAUUCCGCCAAAGUACAGAGUCAUCUAGAAUUGAUAAAAUGGCAGAAGGCCAGGAGGAACCUAAAAAGAUUACAAUUACUGUAAAAACACCAAAAGAAAAGCAGCAAGUUGAAAUCGAAGAAGAUGCAGAUAUCAAAAAACUCAAAGAAGUGUUGUCCCCUAAAUUUAACGCGGAGCCCGAACAGCUAUGUUUAAUUUUUGCCGGAAAAAUUAUGAACGAUUCAGAUACUAUGAAGCAACAUAACAUCAAAGAUGGGUUGACAGUUCAUCUUGUUAUCAAGACUCCUCCAAGACCUGAACCGGAAGGUGGAACACGGCGCCCUCCAGCUGAUAUUGGUGCUACACCUUUUGGACUGAACUCUCUUGGGGGUCUAGCAGGCUUAGAAAGCCUUGGUCUAGGCCAAAGCACUUUUAUGGACCUGCAAGCUCGUAUGCAACAAGAGCUUUUGUCGAACCCUGAUAUGUUACGACAAGUGCUGGAUAACCCACUCGUUCAGCAAAUGAUGAACGAUCCUGAGAAUAUGCGAACCCUUAUUACAUCCAACCCGCAGAUGCAAGAUUUGAUGGCUAGGAACCCUGAAAUUAGUCAUAUGUUGAACAACCCUGAACUGUUACGACAAACAAUGGAAUUGGCACGCAAUCCUGCCAUGCUUCAAGAGUUGAUGAGGUCCCAUGACCGAGCUUUGUCCAAUUUGGAGAGUAUACCUGGUGGUUACAAUGCUUUGCAGCGAAUGUAUCGAGACAUCCAAGAACCAAUGUUGAAUGUAGCCAGUAGCAUGGCUGGAAAUCCAUUCUCUGGACUAGUAGACAAUUCAGAUGGCACCAAUCCCCAACAGGGGGCAGAGAACCGUCAGCCCCUUCCAAACCCUUGGCAGCGUGGAGGUUCUAAUGCAUCUAGCACACCAAACACGGGCCCAGGCCUUAUCAAUACACCUGGCAUGCAGUCAUUGCUACAACAGAUGUCUGAAAAUCCUCGUCUUGUACAAUCAAUGCUAUCAGCACCAUACACUAAUAGUAUGCUACAAGCUCUCGCUGCCGACCCGGAGAUGGCAUCUCAACUUAUUAACCAGAAUCCCAUGUUUGCCAAUAAUCCACAACUGCAAGAACAGAUUCGUACUAUGAUGCCACAAAUGCUAGCCCAGCUGCAGAAUCCAGAAAUGCAACAGAUGAUGUCUAAUCCACAGGCGCUGAAUGCCCUACUUCAGAUCCAGCAGGGUAUGGAACAAUUGCGAGCGGCGGCACCAAGUCUUGUCAAUAACAUGGGCUUCGGAGCAGCCGCUGCCACUGCCGCCCCACCCCCACCUCCCACUACUAACACACCGCCAGCACAAGCGAGACAACAACAGAACUCUGAGCUGUUCACACAGUUCAUGCAAAGAAUGGUAUCGGCGAUGGCCAACAACCAGACCAACACUCAGCAACCCCCGGAACAACGCUACUCACAACAGCUAGAGCAACUUGCAGCCAUGGGUUUCCUCAACAGGGAGGCUAAUUUACAAGCACUGAUCGCAACAUUUGGUGACGUGAACGCGGCAGUUGAAAGGCUACUGGCUCUGGGUCAACUGUCCAUGAGCUAACACACUCGCUGUAGAGUCAGACUCGCUUGUACCACAUUCUGAACAGGACACUGUUACUAUUAAGUUAUUAUAAAAUAUAUGUUUAUUAUUUUACUAAAAGUAUACUAUAUAUUCUCAAUUACUAUUUAUACUUGACCCGUUUUUUUCUGUUUGAUGGUGUGGUGCAAGUAGAUCUAGAAUUAUACAAGCAUUAUUUAAAUUGACAGAAACAUCAUCAUAUAAGGUAUUAUUGAAAUUAAACUAUCAAAAUAUCUGACUUUAUUGGAUGGUUUCUUAAAUUUAUUCAUUCCUUCUUAUUUUAGGUAAUAAAUUGUUUUUUUUUUUUCACAUACAAAUAAACCAAACCUGAAUAUUUGACUAAGGUAUUUUGUAAACACUGUCUUAGUUUUUAUAUUUAAUAAAUAUAUUUUAUUCGAUAACUGUUAUACUUUCUCACAAUGCUAUUAAUAUUUACAUGUUUUAAUUCCCGUAAAGUAAGGUAAAUGAUGUAGGUUUAUGUAAAUAGUUUUGCUUUAAAAACUAGUAAAGACACACCAGGCAAUAAAUUCGAAGCUAUAGAUGUGCUAUUUUGUGUACAGUCACCUUUUAUUUUUGAUUGUUAUUAUUUAAUAUGCCUAAUAGCUACGGUAGUUUGUAAUACAAAUGUAUAAAAGAUUACAGAGCGACAUUGAAAUAACGAGUCUUUCAGUGAGAGACUAAAGAGUUAUUUAUUUGAAAUUUUCUUUAUAUAUCAUACUUAGUAAAAAGUAUCCCUGAAUUUAAAUUGCUUUUUGUUUCUAAUGUCAUGUAAGUUAUGUAUUUUAAUUCGUGUUACUUUGGUCUUUGGUUGCAUUAAAAUGUGGGGUAAAUAAUAAAGUUGUUUGAAGGGAGAUUGAUUGGUGUUUGAUGACUGUACAGUUUAUUUCUAAAUUUCCUUGUGGUGGUAGAACCAAUAUAUAAAGCUCUGCGCUUUAUUUUAUCUGAUGUGUAGCAAAUUACUUUUUAAGUUGUAAAAAAAUAAACAAAACAGACACUGUUGCUCAGUUUUGUUAAGGAAUACGUUAAAUUUUCAAGAAUUAUAUAGAAUAAUAUUAAUACAAAAAUACUAAUUAUGUAUCAUUAAAGUUUGAAAACGCUUA